This is a messenger RNA of Diabrotica virgifera virgifera (western corn rootworm), 589 nucleotides long. Its product is annotated as acylphosphatase-2. The record is from RefSeq and is a predicted model, not a curated record. NCBI's taxonomy places the organism in Eukaryota, Metazoa, Arthropoda, Insecta, Coleoptera, Chrysomelidae. The transcript has 4 exons. The coding region runs from base 58 to 447 and encodes 129 amino acids. Gene Ontology annotation, molecular function: acylphosphatase activity.
UGUUAUGUUGUUAUGGUUAUUGGUUAUGUUAAAUGUCAGACAGCAUUUUUGUUUUGAAUGAUUAAAUUAUUUCCAUUUAACGCCAAAUUACUAAUUUGUGCGAUUAUAAUUAUUUUUACCUCUUGUACGAGAUAUACAUAUACAGCUAACAUGUCUUCUGAAACACUUUUGUCAGUAGACUUUGAGGUAUUCGGCAGGGUUCAAGGUGUAUUUUUUCGAAAGUAUACCGAAAAAGAAGCUAAGAGACUGAAUUUGAAAGGAUGGUGCAUGAAUACCAAGCAGGAUACAGUUAAAGGAAUUAUCGAAGGACCCACAAAAAAUGUAGAAGAAAUGAAAUUAUGGUUACAAGAAACUGGCAGUCCUUCCUCUAGGAUUGAUAAAGCCGUCUUUUCCAACCAAAAAACUAUUAAUCAAUACACCUAUGAUUCAUUUAAGAUCAAACGAUAAUUUCAAAUAAUUUUUAGAAAAAGUAAUUGACAAAUUCUAGUAGAUGUGUGAAUAUAUCCUCAAAAGGAGCUUUAAAACAGUAUUUAUAUUUUGAGUUUUAUGUAUUUUUUGGUUUUAUGAAUAUAUUCCUGUUUAAAACGAA